This is a messenger RNA of Acanthopagrus latus (yellowfin seabream), 2218 nucleotides long. It is a transcript of the gene mettl16, whose product is annotated as methyltransferase like 16. Gene Ontology annotation, molecular function: 23S rRNA (adenine(1618)-N(6))-methyltransferase activity. The record is from RefSeq and is a predicted model, not a curated record. Gene Ontology annotation, biological process: rRNA base methylation. The transcript has 10 exons. Gene Ontology annotation, cellular component: nucleus. Lineage: Eukaryota; Metazoa; Chordata; Actinopteri; Spariformes; Sparidae. Bases 181 to 1881 code for a protein of 566 amino acids.
CGUAAGGGAGUGACGUCGGGCAGCCAGGAAGAGAGUUGCAGAGAGUGUACAACGUUUGGACAACGUGAGUUGUAUGAUCUUCCUCUGCACAGUUGUUUACUCUAAUAAACUCACCACCGGUCGGGAAGUAUUAACAGGCUCCAUAACAGGGAGAAAAACUACACUGAAAGCUCUCUGGCCAUGGCUCUGAAUAAGUCCAUGCAUCCUCGGAACCGUUACAAAGACAAACCGCCGGAUUUCGGUUACCUGGCCUCCAAAUAUCCAGACUUCCAGCAGCACGUGCACACCAGCCUCACCGGAAGACCUGUCGUGAAUUUUAAAGAGCCGGAAGCGGUGCGAGCGCUGACCUGCACCCUGCUGAAGGAGGACUUUGGUCUAACAAUCGAGAUCCCUCUGGAGCGCCUCAUACCCACUGUGCCCCUCCGUCUCAACUACAUCCACUGGGUGGAGGAUCUCAUUGACGGCCAGAAGCAACCACGCAGGGGCAUCGACAUUGGCACUGGGGCGUCUUGUAUCUACCCCUUGCUGGGAGCCACAAUGAACGGCUGGUACUUCCUGGCCACAGAGGUGGAUGACAUCUGUUUCGACUAUGCUACAAAAAACGUGGAGCAGAACAACCUGUCUGACCUCAUUAAAGUUGUCAAAGUCCCUCAGAAGACUUUACUGAUGGACGCCUUGAAAGAAGAAACAGAAAUAGUGUACGACUUCUGCAUGUGCAACCCGCCUUUUUUUGCCAACCAGCUGGAAGCAAAGGGGGUUAACUCCAGGAACUCACGGCGACCUCCUCCCAGUUCGGUAAACACAGGCGGUGUGACAGAGAUCAUGGCGGAGGGCGGGGAACUGGAGUUCGUCAAGAGGAUCAUUCAUGACAGCCUGCAGCUCAAGAAACGCUUGCGGUGGUACAGCUGCAUGUUGGGGAAGAAAUGUAGCUUGGCACCUUUGAAAGAGGAGCUGAGGAAACAAGGGGUUCCUAAAGUGACGCACACAGAGUUCUGUCAGGGACGGACCAUGCGAUGGGCGUUGGCCUGGAGUUUCUACGAUGACGUGAUUGUUCCGUCUCCUCCCAAUAAGAAGCGUAAACUGGAGAAGGCACGGAAACCCCUGUCGUUCACACUUCCAGAAGCGGGACUGAAGGAGCUGCAGGCCAAGGCCAAGGGUUUAGGUGGUGCUGCCCAGAGCCCUGUGGAGAGCAUUGCUGCACUGCUGGAAAAAACACUCACUGACCUGCGGGUACUGCACAAACGUAUCCCGUGCAGUAAGGAGGAGCAGAGCCUCUUUCUAACUGCUGUGGAGAACACCUGGAUCCACGGACGACAGAAGAGACGGGAAAGGUCGCGUCAGUUGCGAGAGCUUCCCAGGGCACCUCACUGUACUGGAACCAGCUCUCAAACUACUGUGGCCACAGCUCCUGCUACAACCCCUGCAACUCAUGACCAGUCUGCUUCCACUCAGGAUGGCAACACCCAAGGUGACAGCGCUGAAGAUAAAAAUGUGUCUGCAGGGGAGCGAGCUGGUCAGCCAGUUGAGCAGGUUGGCAAUGGUGCCCUUUCAAAUGAGGCGAGUAAGGCUGCAACACACAGCGAAACCGGAGAACAAAAAGAGGUCUUAGAAAUCGUAUCAGCUGAAGAUGUGGACAUGGAAGCAGGGCAGGAAACUGUCCCAAAGGAAGCGCCUGCUGCAGCAAGCGAGCCGCCCUCCAAGCAACCCCUGAGCCCGGGUGCAGUCGAACGCUUCCUGUUUAAGUGUCUGCUGAAUGUGAUGCUGGAGGAGCGUGACGUGGUGAUUGAGAUGCACUGGGUCGAGGGUCAGAACAAAGACCUGAUGAACCAACUGUGCACUUACCUGAAGAACUCACUUUUAAAGUCUGUCGCAAAGUCCUAAACUGAGAGAUAAGAACGAAAAAAUGGGUCCUUUUUAUUUUUAAAACAGUAGAAUCAAAGUGAAACGACAGUGAGAGAAGUCACAGAAAUAUAAUUUUUAGACAUAAUUAUUUGGACAGUAGAAAUGUUUAUAAUGCUUUAUUGUACACAACUUUUGAGAAGUUUGUAAUGUGUUGAGCUUACUGUGACUUCUGGAGGUUUGUUCCAGUUGAUGUGUUGCCUUUUACUGAGUCAUCUCAUUUUCUUGUACUCUGCAGUUUCCCUUUUUACGGUAAUAGAUACUGUACAUUUGGUCUUUUGUGCUCAAACAUUUGCAAUAAAUGUUCAUUUUUCUUACA